Messenger RNA from Mesorhabditis belari, 846 nucleotides. The record is from the annotation of a GenBank genome assembly. NCBI's taxonomy places the organism in Eukaryota, Metazoa, Nematoda, Chromadorea, Rhabditida, Rhabditidae.
AUGCUCUUGAUUCUCUCAUAUUUUCUUCUAUUCUUUGUCCGAUUUUCGAAUUGUUGCUUUGCUUGUGGAGUGUGCCAACCGGGCCUCUGCGGGCCGCCACAACCACCACCAACGCCGAUGUGCGGCGGUUGUUCUCGGGGUUACGCGUGUGGAUCGUACGGUUGUUAUCGGAUGAGGGCAAGAGCCAGAUCAUCGAAGACUCUCAACCUUCAAGAGGAGGAGGAAAAGCGUGCCGCUUUGAUCCGCUUGAGUCCCGACGAGAAAUUCGAGCGUUGUUGUGUCGAGCGAAAUCUGCCCGACUCGUGCAUGUCGAAGUGCUCGUAUCAAAGUUAUACGAGAAUGGCUUUACAGAACAUGUACUUCAAGUUAGAUGCGUGUCCGAUGCAAGCUGCAGCUGAUAUUCACUUCUGUGCAGCCCAGGGUAAAGACCACAGCACUUGUUGCUUUCAAAAUGGAGUGACAACGACAUUAGCUGGGCCUAAAUGUAUGACAUUCUGUGAUCAGCGUCCCGGUCACAUCACUCAACUUGACAUCACCUAUUUGGCAUGCUAUGAUCGAUUCGAGAGUAUGAAGAGUUGCUUCUACUAUGAAAUGAGCAAUGGUAAUGGUGCCAACGAGCCACCAGCGUCGAUCCCAGCCGAUCCGCUUCUCGCCGAGAACAGCCAAAAUGUUUUUCAACCAAAAGAACAAAGUGCAAGACCUCGUUUGGAAAAUCUUUUGAUGAAUAGAGAUCCGUCAAUUGGUGGAGAAUUGGAAAUUGAGGAUUAUGACAAUGACAAUGUUUCGGCAGCUCCACGAGCUCGUGCAGUUCGACGAAAUCCUGGAAUAGCUCGCACAUUCAUUCAA